Molecule: messenger RNA, 1728 nt
Organism: Suillus clintonianus
Lineage: Eukaryota; Fungi; Basidiomycota; Agaricomycetes; Boletales; Suillaceae
Product: WD40-repeat-containing domain protein
Exons: 6
Coding region: 1-1728 (575 amino acids)
Molecular function (GO): protein binding
Source: RefSeq, a predicted model, not a curated record
AUGUCUUCCUCCACCACUGAGACGCAAGAGAUGCCAGCGGUCACGUCUCGCCAGACGAUUGAAGGCCAUACUGACUGGGUAGGAGGUGCUGUGCACCUGCCUGGCGGACAACACAUCAUCACAUGUUCAUGGGACGGCUCACUCCGCUUAUGGGACCUGGAGAGUGGCGCACAGGUGGGUGAUGACUGGCGAGAUGAGGGGUACGAUGCAGGAGUGAGAACCAUAGCAUUGUCUCCAAACGGCAAAGAAGUUGCAAGCGGAAGCUGGGAUGGGAAUGUGAGGUUGUGGGAUGUCGCGAGGGGCAAGGUCAUCGCAAAAUGGACAGGACACAUUGGAGGCAUAGUGUCAGUGUGCUGGAGUGCAAAUGGUGAGCGAGUCUUGAGCGGUUCUGAACUCUACGGGACGGCAUGUUUGUGGGAUGCCAAGACUGGUAAAACCGUCGUUGGUCCAAUCGAGACCGGGCACGAGUAUAUGCACGCAGUAAUGUGCUCGCCUGACGCAUCCAAAUUCGCGACGGGCGGAUUCAACGAGAGUGGAGUAAAAAUCUGGGAUUGCAAGACGGGUGGCAAGCUGCUCGCUACACUCAAAGACGAUGGUCAUGCAGUUCACAGCUUGGCAUGGACGUCGAAUGGAAAAAAGCUCAUCUCUGGGUCACAUGGGUCUAUUAGCAUAUUCAACACAGUCACUUGGGAACAGGUCGUCAUUAUCAAGGGUCACAUGAACGCGUAUGUCGAGGCCAUCACCUUGUCUUCCAAUGACCGCCUUCUCGUGAGCGCAUCGGAUGACAAAACAGCACACCUGUGGAAUCUCGAUACCAACCUCCCAAUUGGACCACCCUUCCAGCACAAUGAUUAUGUUGACUGCGCAACUUUUUCCGCUGAUGGAAAGUUGUUAGUCACUGGUUGCCGAGACCAAAAUGCAUACGUGUGGGACGUCUAUGCCAUUCUCAAAGAAGCUGGCUUUGAAGACUUACUUCCCAUCCCUGAUGCCUCAGCUGAAAAUUUUUUAGUGGGUGAAUGUGAGGCUGAGGGUAAUGGACUACCACCAGACUUCUUUUUCGACGAUGCGCGACAUGGUGCUCGUUCCUCUGCAACAUACGGCCCGGGUGAUCAUCACCGUUCCUCUGCCCGCCGCCGUGCCCUCUUGCCCUCUUUUGGGAGUCUAAAUGCGGCCCUCAGCCGCCUUGCGUCGCUCAUUCGUCCCUCUUACUCCAAUGUCGGUGAAGUAAUUGAAUUACAGCAACGCCCGAGACAAUCCACCUUUUCUCAUCGCCGUUCUCCUAUUGUGGAAGUUGCUGCAGUACGGGACAAACAGGCACUGUUCGUUGCUCCGCGACACAAGCCGAAACCAAUGCAGCAGCAAAGCCAACCACAAAGCCAAGCUCAGACGUCGUCAUCGCAAACUCAGCCUGCCGCCGCCUCAGCGUCCACGACACCGCCCGCUCCAGAUACCAGUAAUACCACACCAGAUGUGGUAUUAGAAGGAAUGAUUUUGGCCCUCAUCAGAGGGGAGCACACUCAAGCUGUACACUUCAAGAUCAGCAAAUUCUACCACGUCGUUAGCAUCCAAGGAACUUCUUUGGACGCUUUCGCCGCGAGCGCUGAGGAGAUCCUCAAUAUUUCUGAGCUUUCCAUCCUCCGUGCUAUCCUUGAACCAACCGAGAUUAUCCGCCAUGAGAUGCCUGACGGGGAAAUACAGUAUGAGAUUCGGCAGCAACAAUAUCAAUGA